GCGCCUCUCUCCCGCCCGGCAACGCGAGUUCGGGAUUCGUGUCACACGCUGGCGAGGUCCCGAGUUAAUUAAAACUCUGCGUCCCCUUGCAGAUGGCCUUCUGGAUACUGUGAUCCGCAGCGGAGAUAACAUCCGAUGUGGCCGUACGCGCGCUGUGAUUUCUUUCUCUCCGUGUAUGCACCGGCGCAGCCCGUCUGAGUGUGAGCGUGGAGGCCGGCUGAGGAGGAAAAGGCUCUUCUGCGGGAUCCGCUCUGCACGGCGUUGAAGGGUGGCAGCUUGGUGCCUCUGAGUUUUCCUUUCCGCUCCUCGGUAGCUGAGGGAGCUGCUCUCUGACGAUGAUGAAAACUGAAGGCAAAGGGGAAAGAACUUUAAGAAGUGCUUCUCCUCACCGAAAUGCCUACAAGUCUGACUUCCACGCUAUCAAAUGCUCUUUUGAUGGAGUGAACAGUACCGAAAACAUUUCCAACAAAACGGGUUUGCAGCAGAAGCUGAGCACCUCUUCCAAUGGGGGGGGAAAUGAUCCGCACAGUCGAGGUAGAGCUGCCACUUAUGGCAAUAGAGUUCACAAGAUCAAAAGUAUGUUUCUGCAAAUGGGAGGCUCUGCUUCCACACCCUCUUGUGAAAGUAGUCCACCUGCUGAGACGAAAUUAAUCAGCCGGGCCACAGCAGCAGAACAUGGGCCUUCUCCAGGUAGCACAUCUUUCCUCAUGAUCCAAAAGAACAAUCUUCUUAAUACAAAUACUGGCCCCAGCAGCAGUCCUGUGGAUUCGUCGUCUGUGCCUUCUACUGCUGAUAAAAUCCUACGUAGCAAUGAUGAGGCAGACUUGGACAAAGUUGCCCUGGCAGAAAAGUUUUCGGAGACCAGGAAGCUGUUUGAGAGAAAUAUAAAACAACGAAGCUCUGUGGACAGAUAUUCUCCCAGCAAAUGUGAAAGAAGUGAAGAUAAGAGGAGACAUGGUUCAGCUUCUGAUUGUAGCGGUGUGGUAGACCACUUCAAUUUUAAUACAGAUGUGAGUCCUUCAGUUGCGCUGGAUAAGGUUGAAAAUCAAGGUAGUGAGCUGAAGCAGCAGCAUCCCAAUAAUGGUUCCAAAACCUCCUUCUUGAAUGCUGGGCCCAUUUCUAGGAGGCUGGAAAGCUUUCUAGGUGACAGUGAUACUGAAGAUUCCAAAGAAAUUUCCAAAAAUGAUGACCUGAAUCAGGGCUCUUUGAGAAGCCACUGCAGUUUGGAUUCAUCUACUACUGCUGAAAGAAGUCCAGAGAAGAUUGCAUCCACCAAAGUGCCUGUGAUAGACAGAGGUGGGCUGAGUGAAGUAUUUGAAAAAGACAAGAGAGAGAAAGUGGUACUGGAGAGAAGCCUACAGGAUAUGAGCAGUAUAUCCAGUCAAGAGGCAAAGUGGAGAACAGAGACUAUUUUUUCCCAGGUUUCCCCUGUUGAGGAGACUUCUGUGGAGUUGUCUGUGCAAGAUGAAACCUCAGGGCAUGGAAAAGAGGGUUUGGAUAAAGGUCAUGUUGUUAAUGAGGAUCAACCACUCAAAUAUCAAAUACAAGAAGGGAAGAGGAGCAGCUAUUCCUUGGAUGUAGUAGAAGAGUUUACAGAAAGAAACGGAACCAAUCAGGAAGAAGUGAGAGAUGGGAUGUCUGUGAAAGAUGGUCCAGUUCAGGAUGUUCUACAGCAAGAGGGGGAUACUGAAGAAGAGGAGCAAGUAGUAGAAAAGGAGAGGGACGGCUUCUGUGCUUUUGGAAUAGAAAAUGCAGCUUUUGAUGAUUAUAGGGAUACAGAGAACCAAGACCCUGAAGACAACGAAAUUUUGGAGGAAGAGGAGGAAUAUAUGUAUGACAGUGAGUACGAGGAGUUUCCUGGACUUUCUGAAGAGGAAGAUCCUGCGCCAGACCGAAAAGUCAAGUUCUCAACAGCUCCUAUCAAGGUUUUCAGUACUUACUCAAAUGAAGAUUAUGAUAGACGUAACGAAGAAGUUGACCCUGUGGCAGCCUCAGCUGAAUAUGAACUUGAGAAAAGGGUGGAAAAAAUGGAAGUAUUUCCUGUGGAAAUUGAAAAAGGUGACUGUGGUUUGGGCAUCAGUAUUAUUGGAAUGGGAGUCGGUGCUGAUCAGGGGCUGGAAAAACUGGGCAUUUUUGUAAAAACAAUAACAGAUGGUGGAGCUGCUCAGAGAGAUGGACGAAUUCAAGUAAAUGAUCAGAUUGUGGAAGUUGAUGGCAUAAGUCUAGUGGGAGUUACUCAGUUCUUUGCAGCCACUGUACUCAAAAACACCAAAGGCACAGUGAGGUUUCUGAUUGGCAGAGAGAAGCCAGGGACUCAGAGUGAAGUAGCCCGCCUCAUUAGUGAGACUUUAGAGCAGGAGAGAUGUCUGUAUGAGCAGCACUAUGCUCAUGAUGAUACAGAGCAGGAUGAUGAGUAUGAUGAUGAUGAUGAUACUUAUGAAUCACAUUUACAUGAAAAAUCUGUGGAAGUUUUUGAUCUUCCUGAAAACGAAGAUAUCAGUUUACCACUGGAUAUGGAUUCAGCACAAUCUCUUCUUAAAUUUAAAGAGCUGCAGUUAAAACAUGCAGUAACAGUUGCUGAAGUGAAUCAACUGAAGGAGAAGUUAGAAGUUGUUGAAGCAGAAAAAAAUGAAUGGAAAUUAAAUAGAGCCCAACUUCAGCAAAACUUAGAGGAAAGCAAAGAGAAAAUUAAGAAGUUGGAGACAUACUGGUUAGAAGCACAGAGUUUGUGCAAAACAGUAAAUGAGCAUCUUAAAGAAACUCAAGAACAAUGUGAUGCCCUUGAAAAGAAAUACAACAAGGCCAAGAAACUGCUCAAAGAUUACCAACAAAAAGAAAUAGAGUUUAUGAAAAAAGAGGAGGAUCAUUUAAGGGUACUUGAAGAGAGAGACCAGAAAUAUGCAGAACAGCUGAAAAUGUAUCAGGAAAAGAUUUCAGAGCUUGAAAAUAAACUAAUAGUUUAUGAGAAGAUGCCAUAUAUGUUUGGAAGUGGGAGUUUAUUGGAAGACGGUUGUCAAAAUCCAAGCCAGCAUAAUGAGCAGUCUAAGAUGAGAGAAGAGAGUGAAAAAGAAACAGAAUCAGUACAGGAAAGACUAAAUUCUUCAGAGAUGUUAAUUUCUGAUUUUGAUGCUUUUGUUGGGGAUACUCCCAGAUUAGACACCAGUGCCCACAAAGCAAAAGCUCAGCUUGCUUUGAAAGUAAAACGCCAGCCACCUUCUCGAUCAAAGCUGAAAGAAUCUCUUGGGGCUGGACAACAGACUGCAAAUAUACAGGAUGAGGAUUCAGAAGAUGCUAUUAUCAGCAGAGAAGUUUCUACUCUGUGUCUAACGAAGAUCUCAGAAAUAAGUGAAAAAUUAACUCUGCCUCAUUUGGAUGACAUAGAGCGAAAGAGUGAUAAGCCUGAACAAACACAAAGUACAGAAAGUCCUUUAGAGUCAAGUCCUUCUGCUUCCACACAUUCUUCUCCAGUACACAAACCAAAUAGUGAAAACAGCACAACCACCACUCAUUCACCUACUCCUGAAGAGAUGGCUCCAAAUUCUCCUCAAGGGUCUACCAAGAACGUUAAGCAAAGAGAAAUAAAAGGGAAAGGAAAAGAGGCCAAGGAAGAGAAAAAAAAUGAAGACAAAACAGUAGAGGCAAAUGAAGGAACAUCAUCAGGGAAGUCCAAAAGGCGAUUUCCAGAUUUUGGUGGAUUACGGAAAUCCGGAGGCAAGGGCAAGAAACAAGAGAAAGAAAGUGUAAGAGGUUCUCUGGAUAGCAGAGGUUCUCGAGAACUGUUGGAUGAUUCUGGCAACAAUCUGUCUGCAUCAGAUUCGGAUUCUCCUGUUCCCACUUGCAUGCCUUUCUCGUGGUUUGGAGACAGUCACAAAGAGCCUCAGGUUUCUAGUAGUAGUCUGCACUUUACGCAGAGUGGACAGGACAGUUGUGAACAUGGUCAAGACAAGAACAGAAGCAAGAGUAGAAUUGUCAUAGAUGAUACAUACCAUAGCAAGCCAAGUUGUGAACUUUCAGGGUUAGUGACAGAACCAAAUCUGUCAGGUCGUUCACACACUUUAACCUUCUCUUCAAAUGAGGCGUUAGAUGAUGAAUUCACAACAACAGGGAAGCAGAACCAGUGGCACAGUAGACCGAUCUCUGAAUGGACCACACAGCAAGUUUGCCACUGGCUAAUGGGAAUGAACAUGGAGCAGUACAUUACAGAGUUUACAGCUAUGAACGUAGAUGGACAGCAGUUAAUGCAACUCGACAGUGAUAAGUUAAAGGUAUGUGAAUAUCUCAGGAUAGUUUUGUAACUGUAUGAUUUUCAU
This is a messenger RNA of Meleagris gallopavo (turkey), 4310 nucleotides long. The record is from RefSeq and is a predicted model, not a curated record. NCBI's taxonomy places the organism in Eukaryota, Metazoa, Chordata, Aves, Galliformes, Phasianidae.